Eupeodes corollae is the source of this 1539-nucleotide messenger RNA. RefSeq names its product protein angel (gene angel). NCBI's taxonomy places the organism in Eukaryota, Metazoa, Arthropoda, Insecta, Diptera, Syrphidae. Bases 126 to 1481 code for a protein of 451 amino acids. Gene Ontology annotation, molecular function: 3'-5'-RNA exonuclease activity. The transcript is spliced from 4 exons. The record is from RefSeq and is a predicted model, not a curated record.
UUUCGUUUUUUUUUACUGUCUAUUUAAUUUGCCAUUUCAAUAUUUUUGGUCAAACACACUCUAUAAUUAUAUCUAGAGUGUUUUUGUUGGUUUUGUUUUGUGUGUUGCUCUAGGUUUUCACCUUCAUGAAUCCCUUUUUGAAACGUCUCCCAAAAAUUCCCGCAAUAUUUAACAAUCACUGCAAACUAACCACCCGCAACACAAAUCAACAAAGGAAUAUAUACCGCCUGAUUAAUGAACCACCAGUUCCAUUCAAGAAUAUGUGGCCUCAUGAACGAGUCAAUCAUGAAUAUUUUUCUACAAAUGCCAGCUCUGGAUAUCGUAAUUGGAAGAAUUGUUGCCCUGAUAAGCCUGGUGCCCAAGAACCUGGAGUGCCAUUCAAAAUUGUCUCCUACAACAUUCUUGCACAAGAUCUUCUCCUCGGUCAUCUAGAACUGUACACACGUUCGAGAAAAAACUACCUCAAAUGGAAUUAUCGUUUGGAUCGAUUGAAGGAAACAAUAGUCGAACAGCGACCUGAUAUAAUCUGCCUUCAGGAAGUACAGCAGGACCACUUGGAGGACAUUAAGUCUAGCAUCCAAUCCCGGUUACCUUCAAUGUCUUGCAUAUUUCAAAAGAAGACAGGUGUAAAAACUGAUGGCUGUGCCAUAUUUUACAACAGCAAUCUCUUCGAUCUUGUAUUGUGGGAUGUUGUGGAAUUUUAUCGACCUGACAUUCAACUUUUGGAUCGACACAACAUUGCGCUUAUUACCAAAUUUAAAUGUAAAUCAGAGAAUUUACAGGCCAAUUUACUGGUUAGUACAACACACCUGCUAUUCAAUCCGAGACGUCAGGACGUCCGGCUGGCGCAGAUAAUGGUUUUGUUGGCAGAACUGGAUCGACACUCGCUUGUUAAGCCUGGCAAAUCGCAUCGGAUGCCAAUUAUUCUCACGGGAGAUUUUAAUUUCGAUGCUAAUUCUGCUCCUUUCGAAUUAAUAACCACUGGGAAACUGUGUUAUGAAAGACUCACGAGGACAUCUCUCACCUCAUGUGAAGGUUAUGGUUCUCAACCAACUGGAAAGAAAUUUAUAUCCGAAAAAUUAGGCAUUACCGAUACUUGUCAACAUAUUGACAGCGUUCAGUGCAACAACAAGAACAUCCCCCAAAAUAGCAAGGACAACCCUCCAAAAGAUUCGAAUCUUUUUUCGACUGGAACAUUAACUCACGCAUUAAAUCUGUGUUCGGCUUACAACCAUUACGAAGGGGUGGCAUAUGCCUCAAUAUUUCAAGGCAAAUGGGUGGCAAUCGAUCAUUUAUUUUACAGCCUAGAAGAUCCAAAGAAACCAAAGCAUAAAACUGCAGUAUUGAAGUUGAUGUCCAUCUAUACUUUGCCCACGGUAAGACAAUGCAAACAAAUUGGCUCUCUCCCAAACGUAGAUCAUGGCUCAGAUCACUUAAUGCUGGCGGCCUGUUUUUAUUUAAAAUUUCCCGUUUCUCAAUAGAUGUUUACAUGAGCUUGUUUUAAAUACCAGAUAAUAUAUAUAUAUUUUUUUAAGAAAA